Messenger RNA from Saccharomyces paradoxus, 471 nucleotides. RefSeq names its product Swm2p (gene SWM2). NCBI's taxonomy places the organism in Eukaryota, Fungi, Ascomycota, Saccharomycetes, Saccharomycetales, Saccharomycetaceae. The transcript has a single exon. The coding region runs from base 1 to 471 and encodes 156 amino acids. The record is from RefSeq and is a predicted model, not a curated record.
AUGCAUAGGCAAAGAGAAGAGAUACCACGGAUGAUAGAUUUAUACAGUUACUCUACUUUAGAAGGUUUACUAGAUGGAUUAACCGACUUGAAUAGAAUUCCUGAGGAGUACUCUCCACUAUUGGAGCCAUAUUUUCAGAAUAUAGCAAAGCAUGCGCAUUUGAGAUCUAGAGCCCUCAAAAUUUGUCGUUCUAACUUCCAUAAAUGGAAUGAAGAAGGUGCAAAAACCGGCAAUCCCGAAAUUAUAAGAAGAUGCCUCAACCUGUGGUAUGUGUUGAAAGGCAAGGAUUAUAAAAAGCUGAAGAAUUCUCCGCCGGCUGAUAAUAUUAUCAAGGAUGAAAUCGAUGUAUCAUCUGCUAAUGACUUGAAUGUAGCAAGACUUGAAUUUGACGAAUUUGGUAAACUCAUGAGUAAUCCAUUGGAAAAUUUGAUCUUAGAAGAGGUCGAAGUGAAUGAUUUCAUACAAGAGUAA